UCACCGGAUAUAUAAAUGCGUGCAAGAAUGCCGCACGUCGCUUUUUUGCCUCAGUAAAGGUAGAGUUGUGUUCGCGUUGCGCGUUUGUUGUGUGCGUUUCCUUUUCCCCUGAAAUAGGCCACAUAACCUAAUGUCCAUUUCGUGAAACUAACUCUCCUAGAAAAACCCAAAAAAAAGCAAAAAAAAUUGUGAAAAAAAAAACGUAUUGAAAAAAAAUCGCAAAACCACAAAGCGAAAAUCGUCGUGUCCUCGAUGAUAAAGGAAAAGAAAGGGAAGUAAAUACCGAGUCGAGAGCCCAGAGUAUUCGUGAGCGACGUUCGUUCGCGGGGAGAAACAGACGGAGGAAUUUAUCUACUCACAGGCACGCAAAAAAAAGUACCUACGCACGCACGUACGUAGUGGAAGCGGGAGAGGUGAAGAGGAAAACGUGUGCGAGGACGCGCGAGCGACGAGACACGGGCAGGUGCGGUGCGUUGUAGACGGAGCAGGAUAAGCCGUACCGCGCGUGGAGGGUAGACAAGGAAGAAGCCAAACGAUUGAAGCGUCGCGCGCGACGCCAAAGUACGCCGUCCCGUUUCUCUCUUUUCUCUGCGAUAAUCUACCGCCACCACAGCCGCCGCCAUGAAUCCUGGAGCACCCAAUUACCCCAUGGCUUCGCUCUAUGUAGGCAAUCUGCACACCGACAUCACCGAGGCGAUGCUGUUCGAGAAAUUCUCGACUGCUGGACCUGUGCUGUCGAUUCGCGUAUGCCGCGACAUGAUCACCCGCCGCUCGCUCGGCUACGCAUAUGUCAACUUUCAGCAACCAGCCGAUGCUGAACGCGCCCUUGAUACUAUGAACUUCGACAUUAUAAAAGGGCGGCCUAUCAGGAUUAUGUGGUCCCAGCGCGAUCCCUCCUUACGCAAGUCAGGCGUUGGAAAUGUAUUUAUCAAGAACUUAGAUAAAAACAUAGACAAUAAAGCGAUGUAUGAUACGUUUUCGGCGUUCGGUAAUAUACUGAGUUGCAAGGUUACGCAAGACGAAUCAGGCGCGUCAAAGGGUUACGGUUUUGUUCAUUUUGAAACAGAGGAAGCAGCCAACAAAUCUAUUGAAAAAGUCAAUGGAAUGUUGCUAAAUGGCAAGAAGGUGUAUGUCGGUAAAUUCAUUCCACGUAAGGAACGCCAAAAGGAAUUAGGCGAGAAGGCCAAACUGUUCACAAACGUCUACGUAAAGAACUUUGGCGAGGAUAUGACCGACGACAAGCUGAAAGAAAUGUUUGAAAAGUAUGGGACCAUUACAAGCCACAAAGUGAUGAUUAAGGACGACGGCAAAUCACGUGGCUUCGGAUUUGUCGCAUUUGAGGACCCAAACUCUGCCGAGCAGGCGGUGCUUGAUUUGAACGGUAAGGAGAUUGCCGAGGGCAAGUGUAUGUACGUUGGACGGGCUCAGAAGAAAGCCGAGCGUCAACAGGAACUUAAACGGAAAUUUGAGCAAUUGAAAAUCGAGCGGCUGAAUCGAUAUCAAGGUGUGAAUUUGUAUGUAAAGAAUUUGGAUGAUACGAUCGACGAUGAGCGUCUGCGUAAAGAAUUUACGCCGUUUGGUACGAUCACCUCAGCGAAGGUGAUGAUGGAAGAAGGACGUAGCAAGGGUUUUGGUUUUGUGUGCUUCUCACAGCCAGAGGAAGCCACCAAGGCAGUUACUGAGAUGAACGGACGCAUCGUAGGUUCCAAACCCCUCUACGUUGCUCUGGCGCAACGUAAGGAAGAUCGUAAGGCACACCUUGCCUCUCAAUAUAUGCAACGCAUGGCAAAUAUGCGCAUGCAGCAGAUGGGUCAAAUAUUCCAUCAACCCGGUAACGCCGGUAGUUACUUUGUACCUACACUGCCGCAGCCGCAGCGAUUCUAUGGACCCGCGCAGAUGGCGCAAAUUCGUGCUACUCCACGCUGGCCAGCGCAACCAAAUCAAGUAAGACCGAACGCGCAGACUGGCAACUCUGGAUUCGCAUCAAUGCAAGCUGCACCAUUCCGAGCGGCGCCGCGAGCUCCUGCCGCACAGGCUGGAGCUUUACGUAAUAACAUGUCUGCAAGACCUAUCACAGGUCUGCAAGCUGUUAGUAACAAUAUGCAGAGCCGUUCCAUGGCUGGACCAGCCGUUGGUGUCUCGCCCGGUCAGAGCCGUCCAUCGAAUUACAAGUACACCGCAAAUAUGCGCAAUCCUCCACAAGCGGCUAUGGCUCUACCUACACCGAGUGGUCCUUCUAUGCAGCAGGCGGUUCAUAUCCAGGGCCAAGAACCGCUCACUGCAUCGAUGCUAGCUGCAGCACCACCGCAGGAACAAAAACAAAUGUUAGGAGAACGUUUAUUCCCUCUGAUCCAUGACAUGAAUCCACAACUGACCGGCAAAAUCACUGGUAUGUUGUUGGAGAUCGAUAACAGUGAACUGCUUCAUAUGCUGGAACACAAAGAAUCUCUGAAGGCCAAGGUCGAUGAAGCCGUGGCCGUAUUACAGGCCCAUCAAGCAAAACAAGCCGUCGCGCCGAAGAAGGAAUAAACGUCUCAUCGAUAAUGUUUAUUUAUAAUAAGUGAAAAUAAAUUUCGAUAUAUUUUGAAUUUGA
Acromyrmex echinatior (Panamanian leafcutter ant) is the source of this 2593-nucleotide messenger RNA. RefSeq names its product polyadenylate-binding protein 4-like. Gene Ontology annotation, molecular function: RNA binding. Lineage: Eukaryota; Metazoa; Arthropoda; Insecta; Hymenoptera; Formicidae. The record is from RefSeq and is a predicted model, not a curated record.